UUGUCGUGAAAGAUGAUGGACAGCGUGAGGCGUGGGAAUCUUGUUUAUGCGAGCAGCAAUCGGGGGUUUACGUGUGAAAUAACAGCCAUCAAAAGGCGGAGAGCUGACUCAUAUAACCCCAAGCAGUGGUUGCGACAGCGCUGUUGCAACGAAUUGUACCCCUGCCGGUUUCUAACCUCCCACCUUGGCUCUCAAACAAGAAACGGCUCCAAGCACCAGCCACCGUGGACCGCGGACCAGCAGCACAUCAUCUCUCACGACCCGCACCGCUCCUCCACAAUUCACCCUCGCUACCUUUGCCCUGUCAGGCCUGUCACUCCACUCGCUGCCUGAGCAUCGCUGCGCAUUACCGACGACGACGAUCACUGCUAUUGCCACAUUCCACUGAACGCGAGGCUGCGCUGCGUGUCGCCGGCCAUGUCGAGAUACGGAAAGUUUGACGACUUUUGUCGCGACACAGGUAACAGCUGGUCGACCCUGCCAGUAUGCUAUCUCUUUGCCCAGUCGCCUGCUAGGAACGGCGGAGGAUGGGAGGAAGGUUGCACACUCCAGGGCUUCUCUGUUGGCGGUGGUGACAAUCUGCACAACUUGGGCUCGAUAAUCCUCUGCGGUAUCGCAAUUCUCACCACCUUCUUCCUGCUCUGGAGAUCCGAAAGGAAGAAGGCCGCCGUUGGACGAAGGGAAAUGCAGCUUUUCCUGCUUGGCUACGUUAUCGUCUCCAUCUGCGAGAUCUUCACAAUUGGUGGCUUUCCUUUAAACAACUCUGUGCGCAUCGCAUUCGUCGGUGUACACAUCGCUGCAAUUGUUGCGACAUCUUGGAUCCUCAUGCUCAAUGGUUUGGUUGGCUACCAGAUUCUGGACGACGGCACUCCCAUUUCACUCGGCCUGAUGAUGAUAUCUGCUGUCAUCAUCUUCGUUGGAACGGGCUACAUUGCUCUCGACACCGGCUUUAGCUGGACAGGCUACUGGGAUGAUACCCUCAACAAUGAGAACCAGGCCUAUGCUCUCUACACCCUUUACCAACUCGCACCCCUGGUAUUCUUAGUCGUCUUCUUCUGCUUGGAGUCGUUCCUUGUCCUGCGCGUUCUUGGAGAGCGCAAGCCAAUGCUUUAUCUCGUCGGCGCAGCUCUGCUUUUCGCCAUUGGCCAGAUCUUUCAAUACGUUAUCAGUGUCCACAUAUGCACUGGUAGCUCUGGCAAGAUCAACGGAGGUUUAUUCGAGACUCUCUUCACGCUGCUCUCUGUGGUAUUGAUCUGGGUCUUUUGGUCGAGUAUCACUGAGGACGAUUGGCCGAUGCCAACAGUUGCUGGCUCAGGCACAUAUAAUUGAUGACAUGGAAGGACAUUUGGUGGAUGUUCAAGAUACGGCGUAAUGUUUCAUGAUUUCCCCAGCAUAGCGUAUACCAUUUGGGGUCUUUGGACGCAUCACGCGUCAUGCUGCUAGUUCACGAUACAAAUAAUGUUUGCUGGGAAGAAGAGAGCGGUGUAUGUAGUUAUAUAAAUAUCACAUGCAAAACGUGAGAGCGCGCUUUGUCUGUCACGUGCACACGCAUCUGUCGCUUCCAGCAAGGCAGAUCUCCGACCGACCGCUCGAGC
Molecule: messenger RNA, 1595 nt
Organism: Boeremia exigua
Lineage: Eukaryota; Fungi; Ascomycota; Dothideomycetes; Pleosporales; Didymellaceae
Product: chitin synthase III catalytic subunit
Exons: 7
Coding region: 418-1329 (303 amino acids)
Biological process (GO): protein folding
Cellular component (GO): endoplasmic reticulum membrane
Source: RefSeq, a predicted model, not a curated record